This is a messenger RNA of Hypoxylon trugodes, 1318 nucleotides long. Its product is annotated as pyridoxamine 5'-phosphate oxidase-domain-containing protein. Lineage: Eukaryota; Fungi; Ascomycota; Sordariomycetes; Xylariales; Hypoxylaceae. The record is from RefSeq and is a predicted model, not a curated record. The transcript has a single exon. Bases 256 to 1044 code for a protein of 262 amino acids.
CGUAGUCGGCCUUGCUCCUUCUUCCUCGUUUGAUGAACGUUGAAUUGAACUGACCGCUAAACGCCAUCUAAUUAAACAUUAAAGGCAUAAAAUUCUAAUAUUAAGCUUCCAUCCAUUCCCAGAUUGUAACUCAGACUCAGAAACUCAAUUACGCUUUCCCCGCGGUCACAGACAUUGGUUGUAACGCCUACGCGCUCGGAAGCUUACCCCAGCAGUAGCUAUCCCCGGUGGUAAUACAUAGACAAAUCUCUCACAAUGAAGCUCCUAAUUGGCUUGCCAUUCAUCACUUUGGCUGCCAACUCUUUUGCAGCAGAAAUUGCUCCAGACACACAGUACUUAUUCGCCAAUCCUCCAGCUUCGCAGUCAAAUUAUCGAAUCCCAACUUCGUAUGAAUCGGCAGUUCUGGCUCGACGCAUCUUAGCGCUAACUCCACUCGGAACGCUCGCUACCGUUUUCCCAGAUUCUUCCCGUGCGCGACAACCCGAUGGCCUAGGUGGCAUGCCUCUAGGGCUGUUGGAGUAUGUAGCCGAUUGCGAAGAGGAUGGUGACCCUACCUUCCUAGCCAUCAACAUCGAAACAACCUUCAGGAACGUUCAAGGCGGCUCAAAUAUUAGCUUAGCCCAACAGUGGACACCCCCAUACCCACCUGACAAGCGCAUCAAGUCCACCUUCUUUGAUUGGCUAUUCGGACGGAAUGAUGAGCCUAAGGAAAAGGUACCCUAUAGCGCUGUCAACCUCCCCCGAUAUAGCCUGUUAGGUUACAUCGAAAAGAUCGAUCCGGCAUCCACUAAAGCUCUAUCCUCAUGUUUCGUGAAUACACACCCCGAUGCGAAAUACUGGCUUCCUGGCAACAAAAUCCACGAGUCCGAAUUUGUGAGAUUAGUCGUCACCCAAAUCUACUGGAUUGGCGGUUUCGGCGACAGGGCGUACAUCGGCUGGAUCCCCGUCGACGAGUGGAAGAACGUCACGCGAAAGGAAUGGGAAAGCGUAAGACUACCCGGCGAGAAGAAGGGUUGGGACGAGUGGAGUACCUCGGAUCUUUAAACGUGAGGUCCUAUGAUAUCUAAUUAGCGUGGAGCUUGUACUUUGAAACGACAUUUGUUAUUAUUUCGGCCACGUUCCUGUAAUUGUUGGAAAUAUGUUGGAUUAGGAGGAGCAUUUCACCAAGCAUUAUCACAUGUUCGUACGUCAAUCCUUAUCGUCGGCAACUUCGGUAAUUUGGAAUAGCAACGACAGAAACAGAAACGGAUGGGAAUACCUACCAUAACCGCUAAGAUUGAUCAAUACUUUCACGAAGAUAUGCUCAAUUUGUUUUUAA